AUGCCACCCGAUCGACGAGUACAGCGAAUAGUCCGGGUACGCACAGGAUGCUGGUCAUGCAGGCGGCGGAAGAAGAAGUGCGAUGAAACGCGACCUAUAUGCGGGGGUUGUCAGCGCAACCGCCUGAGCUGCCAGUGGCCCGAUCUGUCGAGGAGAGAUUCAGGGCAAGAUGAAAAUCUCCAGUCAGCUGUCCCCGAAGAGCGCCGGCCGAGUCUUCUGGAAAGCAUCGAGCCAUUUGGUGAGCCUUUGCUCGCCGGAAGCCCCUUAUCGCAACGGGCGCCCUCUGUACUGUCGAAUGCACACUCCGAGAUCGGUGAUCCGCUUGAAGAUGUGUUGCCUGAAAGCCAUGCACGACGGGUAUCAACAGCGACUCCGAUGACCAGUACAAGUGAUGCUCUGAUCGCAUCCAUUUCAACGGCGGAUGUGCUGCCGCGCAGCCUGUCCAUGUUGCCUGGCUACGAUGCAGAGUCUUAUCAGCUUCUCAGUCAUUACCUUGCCACAACAGCUGAUGUUAUGGCAAAUGGCUCCACGCCAGUCAAUCCGUUUCUUGUACAGAUUGUGCCCUUGGCCUUUUCUAGUGACCUGCUGCUACAGUUGGUCAUUACUCAAAGUGCAGCUCACCGCGCCUUCCGGUCGCGCGAUGAUUCCGAUACAAUUGCCCACAGUCAUUAUUCCAAAGCCUUGCUACAUUUUCGUCGCGGUGUGACGGAUUUCAUAGAUGGAAAGGAGACUAAUCCUCUCAUGCUCCUGGUUGGUGCACUUUUAAUGUGUUUUACAGAGACUGCAAAAGGCGAUAUGAACGGCACAAUAUUCGACCACUUAUCAGCAGCAAACUCGCUUUUAGUCAAGCUGCUCGCCCAAAGCGAUACGGCGGUACCGCGUGAUCUGAAAGAUUUUGUCAUCGAGUACUACACAUACACCGCAACCGUAAGCAUGAUUUCGAUCGAUGCCCGGUUUAGUGGGCAAUUAUUCCUGAAUCUUGACCUUGAGGAACGGUCGCGCGAACUGCUGCGCACUCAGUACGUAGGCAAUUUGUGCGGCUGUUGGCUGGAACUUCUGCUGCUGAUCCCGUGCAUUUUCGAUCUCGGUCGGCAGUGGAUUAUGGACGAUACGCAGGCGGUCGUUCCAACAGCCGAUGACCUCGCCAUGUUUGCAUCCAUCCAAGCACAGGUCUUGCGCUGGUCGCCAUACCCCAAUGUCCCGACGGAUGUCCACCUUGCCGGGUUGAUAUUUCAACAGGCUAUCCUCAUCUAUCUAUACACCUCUCUGGGAGGAUUCCAAUACACCGCAGAUGGGAUGUACAGAGGUCUUGUGGACAACGCUGUCACAGAAGCCAUGACAUACCUCCACGACCUUUCACCCAGUGCGCGCAUCAAUUCGGGUCUAUGUUGGCCAAUUGCGUUGGUCGGAUCCUGUCUCCUGAACACUGAUCAACAAGAACGGUUACGAAGACGCUUGAAUGCAAUGAUCGAGAAGUUCGGACUGGGAAAUAUGCACCGAACUCUACUUUUGCUUGAAGCAAUGUGGCAGUUGCCCAUGUCUGAAGCUGGGCCGUGGAAUAUCUGUCGGGCGAUGCAGCAAAAUCAAAUAUGGAUUUCAUUCGCGUGA
This is a messenger RNA of Penicillium olsonii, 1608 nucleotides long. The record is from the annotation of a GenBank genome assembly. NCBI's taxonomy places the organism in Eukaryota, Fungi, Ascomycota, Eurotiomycetes, Eurotiales, Aspergillaceae.